Messenger RNA from Lathyrus oleraceus (garden pea), 2139 nucleotides. RefSeq lists its product as uncharacterized. The transcript has a single exon. Bases 1 to 2139 code for a protein of 712 amino acids. NCBI's taxonomy places the organism in Eukaryota, Viridiplantae, Streptophyta, Magnoliopsida, Fabales, Fabaceae. The record is from RefSeq and is a predicted model, not a curated record.
AUGGCUGAACAAGAACAAGAGAGCGCCCGAGUUAGAGCAGAACUAGACGAAAUCAAGGGAGGCAUGUCCCAGAUGCGAGAGAUGUUGCAAGCUUUAACCUUCAGGUUUGAGAUUCCGCAAGCGACCGUGAUUUCAGAGACCACGGGCCCAGCAGUAGAAGUCCCACCUCAGAGGACGUUACCCUCAACCCUUCCUCCAUAUGGGUUACCUUAUGACUUCGUCCCCCGAGCGGAGGUGGUGCACGAAAUGGGGCAAUCUGUCCAACAAGUCGUGCCAUUACCGGUUUACACUGACGCACGUCCAGUCAUCCAUACUGUGGUUCCACCAGCUGCCUAUGCUAGGCAUAUUCCUCAUUAUGAAGAUCAAAACCACAUGUAUCAGACUGUCGACUCAACCGUUGCUGGUGACAAAGUAAGGCUUGAGGAUUUCAGAGAAGUAAUGGAGAACAUGCAGCUCCUCGAGAAGAAGUUCCGAGAUCUAGAAGGAGACCACGUCUUUGGAUCUGCUGCCAAAGAAAUGUGCCUGGUAUCCGGGUUGGCCAUUCCAACCAAAUUCAAAACUCCGGACUUCGACAAAUACAAGGGGCAUACUUGUCCAAAGAGCCAUCUCAUCAUGUAUUAUCGAAAAAUGGCUGCACACAUGGAGGACGACAAGCUGAUGAUCCACUGCUUUCAAGACAGCUUGAGUGGGGCUCCUUCCAAGUGGUAUUUGAGUCUGGAUCAGAAUAGGAUCAGGUGUUUCCAAGACCUGUCAGACGCGUUCAUAAAACAUUACAAAUACAAUAUGGACAUGGCGCCUGACAGAAGACAGUUGCAGAGCAUGUUUCAGCAUGACAAGGAGUCCUUCAAGGAGUAUGCUCAGAGAUGGAGGGAGUUGGCUUCUCAAGUUGAGCCGCCUCUAGCUGAGAAAGAAUUGGCUGAACUGUUCAUUGACACUGUCCAACCUCAAUUCUACGAGAAGAUGGUUGGAAGUGCUUCCCUGGGAUUCUCGGAGCUUGUGGCUAUAGGAGCUCGCGUUGAAUAUGGUGUAAGGAAUGGAAAACUAGCGGCUGUAGCUGGAACUUUGAAUGCCAAUCAAAAGAAGUUCUCUGGAGGGUUUCCCAGAAAGAAGGAAGGGGAAACAAAUGCUGUGACUGUUGGUCAGGGAAGAGCUCCUCCAAGAAGGAGACCACAACAAUAUCCACCUCAGCAGUAUGUUCAACAACCAAUUCACUAUCAGCAACCCAUGUAUCCCGUCCAGUAUGCUCCACAACCGUACAUGGCUGUUGUGACGCCUGCGUUCAAUCAACAGCCUGCUCAGGCUUAUCAAGCGCCUCCAGUCUAUCGACCAACUCCAGUUCAACAACGUGUUGUGGCUCCUCCAGCUUAUCAACAAGCACCAGCAGCUCCCAUUUAUCAACAACCGAGAGCUCAAGCGCCGAGGCAAAAUGCUCAGAACCAGAAUAGGAAGCAAGGGGAGAGGGCGACCUUCAAUCCAAUCCCAAUGUUGUACACUGAGUUGUAUCCCUUCCUAUUGCAAAAGGGGUUGGUAGUUCCCAGACCUAUGGGACCCCCACCUGACCGUCUUCCUCCAUGGUACAACCCUAAUGCACACUGUCCUUUUCAUGAAGGUGCCCCCGGGCAUGACCUAGAGGGUUGUUACGCUCUAAAGCAUAGGGUUCGUGAACUGAUUGAGAGCAAGAUCUUGUCUUUUAAGGACAUGGGACCGAAUGUGAAGAACAAUCCUCUUCCUCCCCAUGGAAAUCCUACGGUAAAUGCCAUUGAGGAUGCUUCUGUUGGUGUUACGGUUGAUAAGGUGGAUGAUGUAAAGACUCCUUUGGCAGCAUUCCAUGCCCGACUGGUGGAAGCUGGCAUGAUUAAUGUUAAUCAUGAAAAUUGUGAAGAGUGUGCCACAUACCCAAAGGGAUGUCAGGUGGUACGAGACAACAUUCAAAAUUUGAUGAAUAAAGGAGUGCUUCAAAUAUCCAGUGCUGUGAAGAACGAAGACGUGUUGGUAAUUGAACCUUGUUUCAAUUUACCCGAACCAGUGGAAAUCCCAUAUUAUAGUGGUGGAGUGGUUCCAGUGAAUAGUAAACCGUCGCCUGUGGAAAUAUGUGUGCCCACGCCUUUUCCAUAUGAGAGCACCAAGGCUGUGCCUUAG